UACUGAUUGUAACCGUGGGGGAGUGGAAUGAUUCUGUUUGUUCAGUGUGGCAGUUGUUCACCAGUUUGUGCGUUUUUAAUAAUAAAUAUAUUUCCUAGCUUUCAAAGUUGACGUGGAGUAAGUUUUUACUCAUAAUAAUUAAUUAUUGAAUUAAACAAUGGCUGAAGACGUUACGACCCUUCUCCAAGCACUUUCUCAGUAUGAAACCCAGUUGUCACAGGUGCAGCUGGCAGUUGCUGCGUCACCACCAGGUCCUGACUGUGACAGCCUUGUCUCCUUGCAGUCAGACAUUGAAGAACUGAUAUUGUUAACGAGGGAAAACCUGAUGAGCAUCCAGAAACAAAUGAAGGAGAGAGGCUUACCUACAGAGGCAGGAGAUGCCAGUCACUCUGAUAAAGGCUCAUCAGAACAGACAGGAACUGCUGAUCACUUCGAUAAAGAGUAUGCCCUGUUGAAGGCUGAGUUGGAAGAGGUGGAAGCUACACAUGACAGUGCACCAGAAACUGUACAAGGCGGCAGCACAGCUGAUAUCCAGGAAGAUUUGGAUGCACUGCAGGGGAUGAAAUGUCAGGCCCCUCACAAAUGCAGGUGGGGAGAUGUCACCUACCACAAUGCACUGGUGUGUGGUGCCGAACUGACCAGCAGUGUCCGCAGCAUGGACCAGAUACAGGUUCGUGUCAUGUUUACCAACCCUGUACAGCAAGACAUGCUGCCAUGUCCCUACUACCUGGAGGGCGCCUGUCGUUUCUCUGAUGAGCAGUGCCGCUUCUCUCAUGGAGAGCUGGUGGACUUGUCAUCCCUGAAGGAGUACAAGGAACCUGACUUCUCUGCUGUGCGUCCGGGAGUGCGGGUGCUUGUGAAGGGUGAUGACAACCUGUGGCAUGGAGCUGUUGUGCUGACAUGCAGCAGCAAGACCAAGUGUGAGGUGAAGCUAGAAUCAAGUGGGAAGGCAAAAGAGGUGGACCUCCAUUGGAUUCUUCCGCUAGGUGAUGCACAGGCUUCUGAAGACAGCAGCAGUGAUGAAAGCAGUGGGGAUGAAUUGGCCAUUGGGGUGGAUCCUGUGCUGGUUAAACAGCCGCUGUUCACCACACCUGCCUCACCAGCCUUCAGGGACUGGGAGAAGCACACAAGGGGUAUUGGCUCUCGCCUGAUGGCCCAGAUGGGCUAUGUGAUGGGCACUGGUCUGGGGAGAAGUGGAGAGGGUCGUCUGGAACCUGUGGAAGCGCUUGUGUUCCCAGCUGGCAAGUCACUGGAUCACUGCAUGGCAUUGAGGGAAAAAGCAGGCGGUGACAUGAACUUGUUCAAAGUGGAGAAGAGACUGAGAAGGCUGCAGCAGAAGCAUGACCAGCAAAAUCAAAAGCAAUAUGAACGGGAUAACCAACGAACAAACGUAUUUGACUUCAUAAACAGCAAACUUGGUGACAAGACAGGUACUGUCCAUGAUCUAGCACCAGAACCUUCCUCAGCUUCUAAACCACCUAACAGAGACAAAGGAUUGAAAUCAGAGUCAUGCCAAGGGCUGAAUGUCAUUCAGUUCCGUGUGGGUGAGGAGAUCCGAAAGGCUGAGAGAGACUUGAUACGCCUACAAGAGUCCCUCUCACGUCACACACAAGGGUCACCUACUCAUGCCACAAUUUUCAGCAAGCUGGAAGGCAGACAGGGGGAGCUGAACAAACUGCGCGCCUCAGAACGCAGCAUCAGCCUGGAGCAGAGUCAAAGGAAGGACCGCAAAAAGCUGGCUGUGUUCUAAGGUACCAGCAUUUUGAAGAAGCAUACUGCCCCCAUGUUCGGAGUCUAAACAUUGGUACACCUCUACCAAACUACACAAUGUCACGUCUCAGAAGACUGUAGUCUUAAUAUAUUGCCAAGUGAGAGCUAUGUAAACAGGUGACACUACACAGCCACUGCUAGGGAACAGCUGUGUGGACACGUUUCCUCAGCAGUGUGAGAGUACACGCAGUAAUGGAAGAGACCUUUUCUGUGCGGUCCAUGCGAGGACUGUAUAAUGAGGACUAGUUUUGCUUGCAAAGCCUGGACUGACAGAGGAUGGUGCACAGGAAAAAUUUUUCAAUAACAUGCAGUGUAUGUGAUACGUACACUUGACAAGGGCAAAGUCUAUUCACGAGAGAGAAAUCUGUCUGUUCAUCAGAGAGGAUGUUACAUGAGGACAAUUGCUGCAAGGGAUUAGUUGCAAAAAAAAAAAAAAA
Cryptotermes secundus is the source of this 2207-nucleotide messenger RNA. Its product is annotated as zinc finger CCCH-type with G patch domain-containing protein. Bases 158 to 1750 code for a protein of 530 amino acids. Gene Ontology annotation, molecular function: DNA-binding transcription factor activity, RNA polymerase II-specific; RNA polymerase II cis-regulatory region sequence-specific DNA binding; metal ion binding. Lineage: Eukaryota; Metazoa; Arthropoda; Insecta; Blattodea; Kalotermitidae. Gene Ontology annotation, cellular component: nucleus. The transcript has 11 exons. The record is from RefSeq and is a predicted model, not a curated record. Gene Ontology annotation, biological process: regulation of transcription by RNA polymerase II; negative regulation of DNA-templated transcription.